UUGUGAUCUCUGCUCGCUUCGAACAAACAAUUUGAUGGAGACAGAGCACCAACGCAGCGACGAAGACGCCACUAUGCUAGGGGCGUUUCAACAUCCGACAUGUGUGGUUGGUAAGAGGAAGCUUAUGUUUUCAUUUCGUUCCGCGUUUACUUUGGAAUGCAGUGAGUAGUCAGAUAUCCGCCGCAGUUGUGUAAUCUCGUAAGCAAGUUAGUCAGGCAUGCGUUGAAUUGUAUUGUAUUCAGUCCCUAUGAGUGGCGGAGACGUAGGUGUUGCCGGUAGGUAGAGUGAUGUGUACGCACUCGGCACGAUUCGCAAUCGCUUGUGGGUACUUUCCAUCUACAGCUAGCCUCAGUUCUGGAGGUGGGCAGGAAGACCGAGAGUACCUUGCAGCCGGCCAAGAGAGUGAUUCAAGGAGCCAUCAACGAAAACAAGUGCAGCAACGCUUUCAUUCUCACAAUGGGAAAGAUGCCAUUAGGGCGGCACCGUGGCGAGAGAGACGCAUGGUGGACGUCCAAACAUCUCAUCUUGGAAUAGGAUCUAGGCGAGGCGUGGACAUUUGGUCCUCUGACCAAGUUGCAGACUGGCUGCUCACUGUUUCUCCAGAUCCAUUGUACAUUCAAUACGCAGAAACUUUCAAACGUCACCGCAUACGAGGUGCCAACCUUUCUAGACUUGACUUUCGUCUUCUAACAUGUAUGGGAGUUACAUCAGUGGGACAUCAGAUAGACAUUCUCCAGGCUAUCGACAGGUUGUUGCAGUCAUCUUCCACUGACACUACAAGAAAUUCCAGGCCAUCUGGCAAUUUCAGUGGUUUCUCUAGGCCACCGGGACAUGUGAGUUUGACUGGUGACCAAACAUUCCUGAAUUAUGGAGACAGUACAGAGACAUGUGAUCGUUACCCUCAAAACGUCUCACAACACCGAGAAAGACAAGCGUUUGUGUCAGUGAGAGGUCGACCAAUACCGCAACCAGCUGUCAAAGACAAACGCUACGCAGAGUCUCUUCCUGGAGAGUGGAAUCGUGGAUAUCACCUUACUCCAAAUCCUUAUCAUUUUGACAGGGAACCAUUUAGAAGUGCAGAAGUAUCCCGUGGAGCACGUUCUAUUGGUUCUCCUGAUUCUCCUUGGUUCUAUUCUUCGGAUGAUGAUCGAACUUGUAGCCAGUACUAUUCACGAGCUGGCAGUGAACUUACGUCUCCUUCAUCUUCAUACUCAGAUGUAAGGACAAGUGGCAGGAUGCGAGUUACAAGUCCAUUGGCAAAUGAUCAAUGGGAGACUGACGGAAAAUGGUAUGAAGACAAGCAAUGUCGUUCUCCUAGAAGACAUAACGGCAGCAAAGUGAAAGACAGGGGAAGCGAAGAGGUUCGUUUAAAGCGUAUAGACGGACAAACCAACUCUUGCUACAGUCAAGACAACAGAUUUAGCAGAAAUAGAGCAAAACCAUUUAGGGAGCAAAGCAAUAAUCAGUCGCAUCAAGUCUUUAGAAGUCACCCUGGAUACGAGCAAACAGUUGACGUUGAUUCUCAUUUUGGAGCAGUUAUUAAUGAAGAUCAAAGAGAGAAGACGAGAAAUACUUACUACAGGGAUGUGGCUGAAACCAGAGAGGCCAAUUCACUCAAACAGCAACACCCAGAAUACAGAGAAGUGAGUGUAGAUGACGCCAUUGGCUCUAUAGAUUACAAUAAGCAUAUGAAGUCAAGACCGGGUAGCCAGCGAGGCACACCACAAUCCAUGCGCAGCAUCAAUCCAUUUGACAGGUUUAGCAGUCUUAGGGCAGGUGGUGUCAGGACUAGUAAAGACAAGUCUUUACGUCAGGUUGUGUCUCGAAGUCUCACUAAUGGGUCAAAACUCUAUGCUGAUGUGGAGGAAGACAAAUGCAAAGUAACUGAAAACGAGUUUGAAGCUGAAUGGGCAGUGGCUUCCAAUGAGGCAGCAGUAGAUUUAGAGUUAGUUCCUAUGCCAACCUUGUCAAGUCGAUCAAAUGUGACAACAGAUUCUGGACUGCCUCCUUCUCUACGGCAGAGCCCCGUCAGAACACAACCUGACUCUCAAGACAAAGCAAACGUUUACCUGGCAGGGCAUCAACAACAUGUCAGAAGAAGUGUAGAAAAGCCGGUCAGACAAAGGAGAAUGAGUGAAGGGCAAGAAGAACAUACAAGAAUCACACAAGCACAAAACCAAGAAGUGAAAUCAAGAAACUUGGAAAUCCCAAUAGAAGGGAACAGCCAGCCCAGUUCUCCAAUGGAAGAUACCAAUGAAUCACACACGAGACAUGUGAAGUCAGCAUCGCGCCUAUUACAAGCUGAAUACAACAAAGGGUUGAUGAAGCACUCUCAUGUGAAGUUUACCCUCAAUACUUCGUCCAUUGAUACUAAAGAAUUUGUAGUUCAUCGAUUGGCUGCUAUUCUUCAAGUAAACAAAGAUCGCCUGAUGUCUAACGUGACCAGUACAGAGUCACCAAGUGGAAAGUGUGUGACACUAGCACUUGAAAUGAGUGCAGUGCGUCAGUUAAGACAAAUUUUAGAGUCAGAUAAGGAUCAACUUGCUCCUCUCAAUGCAAUAUCUGUUCAGAUUGGCUCUGAUCAGGAGAUGACUCUUCAAAAGCCCCGAUCAUUGAUGAAAGCCUUGGAGAACAGCAAUCUUCGCAUUCAAAACUGUCACUUCUUGAAGAUCGUGGUCGUUGGUGAUGCUGCGUGUGGAAAGACCAGCUUCAUUCGGGCGUACGUCAACGACAAGCGUUGCACGGGUGAAUAUAACCCAACUGUUUCUGACACCUUCGAUUGCUGUAUCAGCAUUGGCAAGGAACCAGUAAUGCUGCAGAUUCAUGACACGGCUGCUUUAGAAGGAUAUGAAAAGUUGAGACCAGAUGCGUAUCGAGGCAGUGACUUGAUCGUCAUUUGCUUCUGCAUUGCUCGUCAGUCCUCUCUACACAACGUAGAAGAUUACUGGUGUCCUGAAAUAAGGUUACAUAAUCCAACCGCACCUAUUGUUGUUGCUGGCUUGCAGAAAGAUUUACGAGACGACUAUGAAAUGUCAUCUCAGGUUUAUCGCACUAAGUAUCAGCCACCAGUUAAGGCGGAGACCGCUAAACGAAUAGCUGGAAGUGUACACGCGCUCUGCUACAGGGAGUGUUCUUCUGUAACUAUGCAGGGGGUAAAAGAGCUGUUUGACUUGAUUGUUUAUACGGCUUAUGAACAUAAAAAACGUCAGUUUAGGAAGACUGACAGCAGAGCAAAAUGUAGCGUUUUAUAGUUGACUUCCUGGAGUUAGUUGUGUAUUAUAAUGGGUUUGUUUCUCAAUUCAAGCUUAAUUAUUAUAA
Corticium candelabrum is the source of this 3318-nucleotide messenger RNA. RefSeq lists its product as uncharacterized. The record is from RefSeq and is a predicted model, not a curated record. Lineage: Eukaryota; Metazoa; Porifera; Homoscleromorpha; Homosclerophorida; Plakinidae. The coding region runs from base 288 to 3251 and encodes 987 amino acids. The transcript has 9 exons. Gene Ontology annotation, molecular function: protein binding; GTPase activity; GTP binding. Gene Ontology annotation, biological process: small GTPase-mediated signal transduction.